Camellia sinensis is the source of this 2137-nucleotide messenger RNA. Lineage: Eukaryota; Viridiplantae; Streptophyta; Magnoliopsida; Ericales; Theaceae. The record is from RefSeq and is a predicted model, not a curated record.
UAGUCACAUUUUCAGUAAGAAGGGUACAUCAGGGUCACAUUUUUCAAGUCAUUUUGAGUGGUUGCAGAAACAUAAGGAUAAUCAAGCUCAAUAGAUGGACUUAACCCAACGAAUUCUCUCAAAUAAUGAGUAGGCUUGCUAUGAAUUUUGGCAAAAACUUUUACCCUUCUCCUUUUAUUUUUUCCUUUCAUCUUCUAAAACACAAGAUGGAGCAGAACACCAUGCUUUACAGGCCAAGUUCCUUCUUGCUUUUCCCUUACAUUAUUAUUAUCUUUUACAUGAACUCUGUUCCCACUUUUGGUUUCACAAAUGAGACAGAUAUGCAAGCUUUGCUAGCCAUCAAGAAUGGAAUACAGGAAGAUCCUUUCAAGGUCUUUAGCUCAUGGAACAGUUCUCAUCAUUUCUGCAAAUGGCAAGGAGUUACUUGCAGUCAGAGGCAUCACCAGAGAGUGUGCGCUCUAAACCUUUCAUCACUUAAAUUAUCAGGUUCCUUGUCUCCUCACAUAGGAAACCUUACCUUCCUUCGAGUGAUCGACCUUGUGGACAACAACUUCCAUGGAGUGAUUCCACAAGCAGUUGGUCGAUUGUUCAGAGUUCGGUCACUUUAUCUUGGAAACAACUCUUUCAAGGGAGAAUUUCCUGUUAAUGUGACACAUUGUUCAGACCUUAGAGUCAUCAAUUUAAUCAAGAACAAUCUCAGCGGGAAGGUUCCUACUCAGCUCGGUUCUCUGCCCAAGCUUGAAUAUUUAGACCUAACUCUGAAUCACUUUAUUGCGACAAUCCCACCAGCACUUGGGAACCUCUCGGCUCUACGUUGGCUUUAUAUGUUAACCAACAAUUUACAAGGCCAAAUUCCAAUUGAACUUGGAAAGCUCUCAAACUUAGAAGUGCUUCAGUUGUCUGAUAACAAGCUGACUGGUACGAUUCCUUCUGCUCUUUUCAACAUUUCUAAAAUCCAUUAUCUAGCUCUAGCCUCAAAUCAAUUCCAUGGAAGCUUGCCCCCUAAUCUAGGCCUCGUUUUUCCAAAACUUGAAACAAUUUUGAUGGGAGCAAACUGGUUCUCUGGGACCAUUCCUGGCUCGCUGGCCAAUGCAUCAGGUCUCAUACUGAUUUCUUUUGCUGAAAAUUCUUUCACUGGGGGCAUACCACAGAACUUGGGUGAUCUUCAACAACUUGAAGUUUUACAAUUUGGGGGUAAUCCGCUUGCGGCUGAGAAAGCGAAUGACUUGCACUUUCUCACCACCUUGACUAACUGCACCAAACUCAGGUGGUUGGUUCUGUAUAACAAUCAGCUUGGAGGUGUGUUGCCCACUUUGAUUGGUAAUAUGUCCACCAAGUUCGUAGGACUGAAUUUGGAUCAGAACUACAUAUCAGGAAGCAUACCUCCGGAAAUUGGGAAAAUUGUCAACUUGGAUCUGCUUACAUUAAAUGACAACCAUCUCACUGGCAACAUUCCCAAUUCCAUUGGAAAAUUUAAAAUGAUGCAAGAGGUCUAUCUGAGCAACAACAAAAUCUCAGGGAAGAUUCCAGCCACCUUUGGUAACAUGUCAAAACUCAGUAUUCUUGAAUUGAAUCAAAAUAUGCUAGAUGCAAGUAUACCAGUUUCUUUGGGAAAUUGCACGAAUCUACAAGGACUGGAUCUUUCACAGAAUCGCCUUACCGGUAUGAUACCCAGACAAAUUGUUGGACUUCCUUCACUCACUCUAGGCCUCUCUGUAGCUCAGAAUUUCCUAGCAGGACCACUACCAUCAGAAGUGAGUUAUAUGAAAAAUAUUGGGCUAUUCCAUGCUUCAAGAAACCAACUAUCAGGAAACAUUCCAAGCACUCUUGGUGAUUGUCUAGUGCUGGAAUUUCUUAAUAUGGAGGGUAACCAUUUUGAAGGUACCAUUCCACCAUCUUUUAAACAAUUAAGGGGACUUCAAAUGCUAGACCUUUCUCAUAAUAGUUUGUCUGGCAAGAUUCCGAGUUUUCUAGGUGAUUUGUCUUUGAUUCAAUAGCUCAACCUUUCCUAUAACAGGUUUGAGGGUGAAGUUCCUAGUGAAGGAGUGUUUAGCAAUAUCAGUGCAUUCUCAAUUACGGGAAAUAACAAGCUUUGUGGAGGAAAUAAAGCAUUGCAAUUGCCCGCAUGUCCCACAAA